Molecule: messenger RNA, 1645 nt
Organism: Syngnathus acus (greater pipefish)
Lineage: Eukaryota; Metazoa; Chordata; Actinopteri; Syngnathiformes; Syngnathidae
Product: N-acetylglucosamine-1-phosphotransferase subunits alpha/beta-like
Exons: 8
Biological process (GO): carbohydrate phosphorylation; N-glycan processing to lysosome
Cellular component (GO): Golgi apparatus
Molecular function (GO): calcium ion binding; UDP-N-acetylglucosamine-lysosomal-enzyme N-acetylglucosaminephosphotransferase activity
Source: RefSeq, a predicted model, not a curated record
UCUUUUUUUUUUUUCCAGUCUGCUGUCCCUGCCAAAAAAGAGACCAGGGAUUCUCUGACGGCUAACCGUUUCCAGGACAACGGCGCACUCAUGUAUUCCUUACGCUCUUUGGAGAAACACGCUCCGUGGGUGCGUCACGUCUUCAUCGUCACCAACGGGCAGGUUCCAUCCUGGCUCAACCUUCAAAACCCCCGAGUUUCAAUUGUCACGCAUCAGGAAAUCUUCCUGAACACGAGCCAUCUCCCAAACUUCAACUCCCACGCCAUCGAAAGCCACAUUCACCGCAUCCCGGGAAUCUCGCAGAGGUUUCUUUACCUCAACGAUGACAUGAUGUUUGGCAAAGACGUCUUUCUGGACGACUUCUACACCCCGAGGGACGGCCAGAAAGUCUAUCUCGCCUGGCCUGUAGCCCCUUGUUUAAAACAGUGUCCAUCAAGCUUGAUCAACAACGGGCAGUGCAACCAAGCGUGCAACAAUGCCAAAUGCCAAUGGGACGGAGGAGACUGCAAAGGACGAAAACGCAGGUCUCUAAGCAGCACUGGUGAUGCACAGAAGUCAAGCUUCUUCUCAGAUCCUCAAACCCAAAGCGACCAGCUUGGAGAAGUAAAAGAAAUGGACACAAAAGAUUGGAACAAUCCAUUGGGCAAGAAGCUCCAAGAGUUUUUCCCUUCUCACAAGACAUUCCUUCAAGAACUACUUGAGGACCGUGGUCUCCAAAAAGCUCUGAGCUACGAGACCAAUGGCGCGAUGACCGGCCGAAAGCUACGAGAUACUUUUGCCGCCACGCUGAACCACGUCGACAGGCUAUACAACUUAAAGUUUGGCGGCAUGAGACGAAAAGUCAUCUCGCACGCUCCUUACAUGAUUGACAAGCUUGUCAUGCAGGAGCUGCAGGACACAUUCCCAGGAGAAUUUCAAAAGACCUCGAGUCAUCAUUUGCGCCAUCGGGACGACAUGCAGUUUGCGUUUGCCUACUUUUAUUUCCUGAUGAGCGUCAAGCGGCCGGUUAACAUCGCCGAGAUGUUCGACACCAUCGACAAAGACCGUUCUGGCGUUCUGUCCGCUGGAGAGAUUCAAGAUCUGGUCAUGAAAAUCCACAAGCAGCCCAAACCCGAGGACUUUACAAGAUUGAAUGCUCAGUUGCGCAACUGCACAAAAAACCGUCGGGUCACCAAAGAAGUCGUGAUGAACUGCAAGCCCGUCACAGAUGGCAUUCGCAGUGCCGUUACAGACCAGAAGAAAUAUAGAUAUCAGGUCAUGGGGCAAGGGGAGGUCCAUUUCAAGAUGCUUCAUAAUAACCCGGCGGAGGCCGAUCGCAUUUUCAAUGACCUCCAGAGAAAUCCAAGGAAGUUCAUCUGCAUCAAUGACGACCUUGACCACACCCAAAGCAUAGCUAUGGAAGUGCAGAAGAAGUUGGCCCAAUUUUACCAAUCCAAGUUCCCGCAACCAUCUGAGUUUGAGCUUCAAAAUUCCAACAGGUCUCCUGCACAUGAGGACCAGAUUUGAUAGGAGCCGUCAUCAAAUGCGGCCAAUUCGUAAAACAGGUGGCGCUAGCCUCUUUUUCAUUCCCGUCAAGUCCUUUUGUGAAGUCUAUUUUACAAUUAAGAAUAAAUGGCAGGAUUUAGCUGUCUUUUUAAACGAGACU